UGGCUCUUUUAUUUUGAAGGAACAGCCCGGUACCAAUGCUGUCUCCUCUUUUGGUUUUUUAGCUUAGCCCCUCAGCAGCAGCACAGGGAGCACACCGUGUACUUGUCUUUUAGUGCUGGUGGUCUCUACUCUGUCAAGGCAUUGUGUUAACUCCUGAUCAGUCGUUUGUGUAGCCUACACCGUGUUGCCUUUUACGGUUUAACGUCCUGUUUGGCCUUUCAAACAUAUGUGCCUAGAAGCAUAAAGUGCGUCUGUCCAAUGGCAACCUCUGAUCCCACCCCCACUCACACUUCUGUGUCUGAUGAGUUCUAUUAUGAAACCAAAUACAUUGUGCUCAGCUACCUGCGACUGCCUCCGGCCAGGUCACACGCUCUGCGCAGCGCUCAGGGAGAUGCACAUAUGGAAAGACAAAGAACUGAUGAGAUUAAUGAACAGAUAGAGGAAGAGUUGAGAAAACUUGAAGAUGAGAUUGCUUUCUCCUCUUCCAGCACAGGUUUUGACCGACACACAUCAUUGGUCUUCAAUCCCACUAACCCUGAGAGUUCGAUUGAAGACUGUCUCGCUGCACUCGGAGAUCAAGUGGCUGCUGAACUGGAUCCACAUUUGUCAACUGCUGUGGACACACUCCUUACAGGGCCUCUUGACUAUGAGAACUUCAGACAAGCCAAUCUUAAUCUGUCUGUGCACACACAUGGGGGCUGGAGUAAGGUUCUAGUGCCUUUAGUGCUUCUACAAGCUUUACAAGCUAAGGGCCCAUCUUUAUCAAGUUUGCUGCCACUUGCUGUGCACUUCCUCGAGGAGAAUGAAGCUGAAUACAUCACCCAGCAGGGGGGAUGGGGUAAGGUCUUUGGCCUUAUAUCUGAGGAGGAGCGAGGGGUGACCAUAGCUGAGGAUAGUAACGACAUUUACAUCCUGUCAGGAGAGCAGCAUCCAGACCAGCUCAGCCCUCCUUCGUCUCUGUUGUGCACCGAAGGCAACAGCAGUGGGCAGAGCUCCUGGCAAACUGAAAGCUUACCUGUGUCACUAGCUGCUCACGAGUCCUGGGCGCAGGUCGCUGCUAUGGACCCUGAAGAUGCCAAAAGCCUAGACAGCAACGAAGGUGUAGCAUUGGUUGAAGAGCGUAGUGAAAAUAACUCCUCAAACUCUGACAUUGUUCAUGUGGAGCGUGAGGACGCUGAGCUCCUGGAAGCCGGUGAAACUGAGGCUAUAGAGGAGAGCAUGAUGAGUGUCUUGGGCACAGAGAGUGAUCUUGCAGCACUCAGGGAAGAAUACAGGGAGCAGACGGCACCAGUUCCACCUUCAUAUGAGUCUGCAGCACCAGCUUCACUCAUGUCACUGGAAGAACCUGUAGUAAUAGAGACACCUCCUAGUUUGUCCGCUGAGCCUUCUUUCAUCUCAUUAGAAGAAGCAGAGGUUCCUGUGGGGGCUCCAGAGGCUGUGGCUACCCCCAAAGAGCUACAACCUGUUCCUGCUGUAGAACCAGAGUCUGAGCCAGUCCCAGUGCCUGAGGAGCCUGCUGCUGUAGCCAUUGAACCCCUGAUUGAAAGUACCCCAGCACCAGAAGUGAAGGCUGGUUCCGAAGUACCCAUUGCAGUAGAGCCUACUGAAGUGCCUGUCCCCUCAGAAGAGCCCCUUCCCCAAACUGAGCACGUGACAGAAGAGCUGGUCCUGGAGGCAGAAGCGCCGCCUGUGGAAGCUCCUGUCAUAACUCCUGCUCAAGAACCACCUGCAGAACACCCAGUGGAGGCAGCAGAAACAGAACCUGCCUCUGAUUUUCCAGUCCUGCUUUAUGGGGGGGCAGCUUUGGCACUUAUCACGGCCAUUAUGGCAUAUGGCGUAAUUUCUUAUAGAAGGAAGUAAAGAAAGGACUUUUCAGAAGGACCUUUUGUUGAUGUAGAAAUAAAAUUAGUACACUUAAUGAAACAAUUCUUACAAGGGAUUCAAAUCUGUGCUUUUAAAUAAAUCUCACCAGCAACCAAAACACCUUUACGACUUGUUUAGCUGUGGAUUAAAUACAAAUAUGGCACUCCACUUUUAUUGUCAAUUUAUGAUUCACAUGCCAACACAUAAAUGUGGUUAUAAUUUUAACUAUUCUGACAAAGGGUUUCAGAUUGUGUGGGUUGAUUGUGGCACAAUGUGUUGGUGAUAGAAACGUCAAGUCUACUUCCUGUUUUUUCAUGCCUUUAAUACUGUACAUUGCUACAGUAGAUGGCUUUAUUCAUAUGCAAGUUAUUUAAAACAUGUCAUAUACAAGAGACAAACACGUUACUAUGCAAUAGUACACUAAAUGUAAUUGAACAACAUUGUGUAAAAUGCAUCUGUCCUGUCAAUGUUGUGUUUGAAGAGUGAAUGGGUGUAAAGAAGAUGAAAACAUACUUUGUAUUCCGUACAUUGCAGCACUUCAGUAAAAAAAUAAACUCUUAGAAUGUC
Boleophthalmus pectinirostris (great blue-spotted mudskipper) is the source of this 2430-nucleotide messenger RNA. RefSeq names its product BCL2 like 13 (gene bcl2l13). The record is from RefSeq and is a predicted model, not a curated record. Bases 259 to 1860 code for a protein of 533 amino acids. Gene Ontology annotation, biological process: apoptotic process; regulation of apoptotic process. Gene Ontology annotation, cellular component: mitochondrion. Lineage: Eukaryota; Metazoa; Chordata; Actinopteri; Gobiiformes; Gobiidae. The transcript is spliced from 7 exons.